UGAACCGUGCCAGACUCAGCAUACUUGUAAACUUGCAAAUCUUUAUAAGCCUUGAGCUGUAAUCCAAUGUAAAAACUACGGCUUUAAAUUGAGUAAUUCACCAAAUACGUCGUGAUGUUGGGGAACUUAUGAAUAUCACGCCGCAAUGACCAAGGGGGAUCAAACAAGGGUCAAAAACUUCAGUUUGUUUAUCGUAUCUGUUCCUCGUAUCUCCACUAAGCCUUGGAUAGUAUGCACUUCAAGACAGUUAUACUUACCACCCCUGUUUAUAAAUAUAUGUAAUAUUCAAGUUCAUUUUCACUUGCUCCGCCUAUGUCUGCGGCUUCUAGAAUUUCCUUCAUUAUAACAAUUAAGCGUAAAUGAUCAACAGCAACCAAAAUACAAUUGAAAAGGUAAAACAUACAAAUACACCAACGUAAAAUGAUUAAUAAUAAAUUGUGUAAGGUUAGGUUAUCCAAAAAUCUAACCUACAAACGUUUCAAAACAAUCAAAAUGUUUCGUACUUACCAGUUCGACUGUUGCAAAGGGGGCCCUGACGACUUGCGAGAACACUUCCGGACCACAUUCAAUAACGCGACACGUCGGACAGUGGCGGAGCUCCGGUUGUGCCGCAUUGGCCCCUACGUUUACUACAACAGUGAAAUUAUGGACGAUUUUGGUGUUCUAAUGCGUUUGAUUCGGUCCAAAUGGUGUUCUGUGCAAGAAGUAGUUCUGUUGAGUGACAGUGGCUCGUCGGGCGAAGCCCUGGCGGCAAGGACGUUCAUAAACGUGGCAUUUGAUGCGAUUGUGCAGUGCCUGAGCGGCCUGGAGGAAAACCACCGGCAACCGGUCCAAGAAAAGCUGCUGAAAUGCCUGCGGGUGUUUAUGAAGUGCGUCGUGUCCGCCGCAGCGCUCAACGAGGGCGUUGUCUAUAAUAUAAAAACGUCCCGGCAGGAAACCUGCAGGUUUUUUAUAUACUUCCACACCCUCCUAGACUUGUACUACUAUGUAACCAUCCUGUACUAUCUGUGCGGGCCAACGGCCGAAAUCAUCGAAGAAAUUCUCGAAACCGUCCUGAAGAACCUGCUGGUGAUAUUCAAAGUGAAACAUGAGUCCAAACAAACUGCCUGUAGCUGCGUGGAAAACUUCUGGCUAAUUAUGCAGCUAAUAGCCGAGAAAACUGAGCCAGCCAGGCCGUUAUUUUGGAACACUUUUAACCGAGUGCUGCUGCAGGAGAAUCCAGUGGUGGCCCUCAGUUUCCUAAAGGAGCUGGCCCACGUCCAUAGAUUCGACUGCCAAUUCCAAGACGUAGGCGCUAGAAGUGAGCGAAUUGUGCCGAACUACAAGUUUCUCGAAACCAAGUUUAAAGAGCUGCUCAGCAGCAGCAACUGCGAGUCGCUCCUGACCAGUUUGAGGACAAUCGAGCCCCUAAUCUGCGACUUGUGGCUCAAGGAAGGCAAAAUCGAGAUACUGCAGAUGAUCUGGGAUUUCUACAGUAAACGACUGAACGUGUCCCAAAACAGCUCGGGUCAGGACGCAUCGGCGCUUAGUAUAGUUGAAGCUAUAGACAACGUGAUGUUUUGUCCCAAGAAUUCGAGUGAGGACUUUGAGAUGUUCGUUGGAAUCUUGGUGUUUUACUUGAAAGAAUAUCCCACGCAUUGGGGAAAGAUCAAGGGGCGCAUCUACUCGGGGCUGGGCCCAAAUAAGAUUAAAGAUCUAACAGAGACAGGGAUUAGGCAUGUGAUGAUGCUGUUCUUGGGACUCAGUUCGAUUUACUUUGAAGAAAUCGAGAAGAAAAUGCUGGCUUUUUUGGCCAACUUACCCAAAGGGAAGAAGUAUACUGUACCUGUAUGGAACAUGUAUGCUGCCAUAGUACUGAAAUACGUGCGGGAGAGCCGCUCGGUUGAAAAACUGGCGCCCGCAAUAUCGGAAAUGCUUCAACAAGCUGCCGCCAGCCAGAAAACGUUUCACCUCAUUAAGAACUUCUUGGAAAACCUAGAAUCCAUCAUAAACCACAGCGCAAACAUGCAACUGCACCAAUGGCUACUGUUUGGGAACUGGCUAGGGCAAUAUCAAGCUGUAUGCUAUUUUCCCGAUCUAACUUAUUCCCUGAAUGUGAUUUUGCGGCUCUUGGACAAAUGCAGCAACGCCGACUCCUGGGGGUGUUGGGAGGAGUUCUUCAAAAACACGCUCUACCCCAAUUUGAAACAAUUAGCUGCCGCCGCUAACUCGCCGGCCGUAAUCGGCAAAAUAGCCGGAAAACUAGCCCUAAGUUACAACAACAUUGCAUCGGAGGCGUUUGCCUAUUUCACCAGCGAAACUGUGUCGCCUAAAGUGGCCUCAAUGUUUUUGGAAGUGGUAUUAGAUAGCUACCCUGAUAGUCUAAUCUUAACGUCCCAACAAGAGCAGAUUCUUCUUCAAAGUUGGACAAACAUCUGCUUUUUAACGGCCGAGCCGCAGUGCGAACUCACCAAAAUGAUUAUCAAGUUGGACAUAUUCCCUCCAGCGCUAAAGGAGCGCUUGAAAACAGCCGAUGAUCCAAUGGGGAGUUUUCUGGAAUACGUUGGCGGAAACUCGGCGGACUGUUUUAAACUCACCGAAGUGGCCUUGGUUAAUCUAGCGAAAACUCUCGGCCAGUACUUGGCUAAUCCUGAUAGUGAACAAACAGUACUUGGAAUCUACAAGUACGCAUCCUUAGCUUUUUUAAGUUGCGGCAGUUUGAUCUACAAUCGCAACAAACCGGUUACAAUCCUAACAAAGCUCGUACACAUUUUGCUGUUCCCUAAUGACUUUAUGUUGGGUAAAAGGGCGCUGCACAAUUUCGUUUUAAGCGCUGUUCGGAAGCAUUGGACAGUGUUUUUCGAUGCUUUCGUCAAGUUAAAUGGUACCUCCGAUCCCUAUUUGGAGCGCACCUUGCGAGAUAUGGUGAUCAAAUAUCUGCCCUAUUUUCCCAGUACGGAUUCGCCUGUAGUUGAUUGUCUGAAGAACGAAAAGCUCAGUCAGGUGAUUUUGGAGAAAAUUAGCCAAUCGUACUUUAAGCUCCCCAUCAAGGAAUCGGACGCCAAUUUACUGAAGGCGCUAAAAAUCGUCUCCGAUGUUGCUUCAACAACCGGCUCGCUGCCAUUGUUUCAACGAAUCGUACGCGAAACGCUCUACGGACUGUUUGAAGUCGUUAUAUUUCAUUCGCAGAGAAGUAGCGCCAUCGCCGUUAUUAAACACAUCACGAAUUCACCGCUGUUUAUACAUGUGCGGCCUCAAUUCAAGCAAACUGUGAUAGAAAUAACCGACAAAAACAUUGCCUUAAACACAAUAAAUUACUUCCAGCUCAUGAGCUGUUUGUCCAAGUUCGUCCCUCGCGACAUACGGGAAGUGCUGGAGACCAUCAAAAGCCAUGUGGGAAAUGUGGAAAGGCUCAGAGGCAUUAGCUACGAUAGGACUUUAAGGUUGCACUUAGAGAAACUAGAACAGUCUUUACAGUACAGUUAGGACAUCGGAUUGUUAAUAUAGUGUAUUUUUC
This is a messenger RNA of Dendroctonus ponderosae (mountain pine beetle), 3496 nucleotides long. RefSeq lists its product as uncharacterized. Gene Ontology annotation, biological process: double-strand break repair via homologous recombination; replication fork processing. Gene Ontology annotation, cellular component: nuclear replication fork. NCBI's taxonomy places the organism in Eukaryota, Metazoa, Arthropoda, Insecta, Coleoptera, Curculionidae. The coding region runs from base 421 to 3465 and encodes 1014 amino acids. The transcript is spliced from 2 exons. The record is from RefSeq and is a predicted model, not a curated record.